Molecule: messenger RNA, 384 nt
Organism: Penaeus monodon (black tiger shrimp)
Lineage: Eukaryota; Metazoa; Arthropoda; Malacostraca; Decapoda; Penaeidae
Product: pro-resilin-like
Exons: 3
Coding region: 1-384 (127 amino acids)
Cellular component (GO): extracellular matrix
Source: RefSeq, a predicted model, not a curated record
AUGUACAAAUACAAAAAGAAACACACUCUUACUAUUAACAAAAAUACAACACAUCCACAAGGCCUCAUCGUUGUCGCCGCCCUCGUGGCUAUGGCUGUCGCCCGCCCUGAAGAUACUCCUGGGUAUGGGUACUCUGCCCCAGCAUCUGGUUCUUCGCCCGCCCAGUACGACUUUAACUACGCUGUCAAGGACGACUACUCCAGUAACGACUUCGGUCACCAGGAAGACCGCGAUGGUUACGAUACCCGUGGUUCCUACUACGUCCUCCUUCCCGACGGUCGUCUGCAGAAGGUCACCUACUCCGUGAACUCCUUUACAAAACAUCUAGCGAAAGAAAUUAAGGACCAAGUCAAGCUGGACCCUUUGGAGACCUUAGCAUACUAA